Messenger RNA from Elaeis guineensis (African oil palm), 1586 nucleotides. RefSeq lists its product as uncharacterized. Gene Ontology annotation, molecular function: structural constituent of cell wall. The record is from RefSeq and is a predicted model, not a curated record. NCBI's taxonomy places the organism in Eukaryota, Viridiplantae, Streptophyta, Magnoliopsida, Arecales, Arecaceae. Gene Ontology annotation, biological process: plant-type cell wall organization.
UGAGUAGCGCGGCACCUACCAGCAAGUUCUUUGGCUAUAUAAAGGUUGAGAGCGUGGGUGUUCUGAGACAAGGAAAGCCCAACUGGGUCGAGACACGGGAGGCUGAUGGAUAGGAGAGGAAGGGACGAGGCCUCCAUGGCCUGCCUUGUUUCCACUCUCAUGGUAGUCUUUGUCUCUCUGAGCUUGCCUCUUCAGACACAAGCAAAUUAUCACUACUCUCCUCCCCCAUCACCAACACCAUCCAAGGAACACCCUUACCCAUACAAGUCUCCACCACCACCACCUCCUCAUGUUUACUACUAUAAAUCACCACCACCACCACCACCACCUCAUCAUGUCUACAAGUAUAAGUCACCACCACCACCUCCUUACCACUAUGUAUCACCACCUCCACCUCACCAUGCCUACAAGUAUAAGUCUCCUCCACCACCUCCUUACCACUAUGUAUCACCACCUCCUCCUCAUCAUGCCUACAAGUAUAAAUCUCCACCACCACCCCCUUACCACUAUGUAUCACCACCCCCACCUCAUCAUGUCUACAAGUAUAAAUCUCCACCACCCCCUCAUUACCACCCUGCUCCUGGUUACAAAUACAAGUCACCACCUCCCCCUCAUCAUGUUUACAAGUAUAAAUCCCCACCACCCCCUCGUUACCACCCUGCUCCUGGCUACAAAUACAAGUCACCACCUCCCCCUCAUCAUGCUUACAAGUAUAAAUCCCCACCACCGCCUCAUUACCACCCUGCUCCUGGUUACAAAUACAAGUCACCACCGCCCCCUCAUCAUGUUUACAAGUAUAAAUCUCCACCACCCCCUCAUUACCACCCUGCUCCUGGUUACAAAUACAAGUCACCACCGCCCCCUCAUCAUGUUUACAAGUAUAAGUCUCCACCACCCCCUCCUUACCACUACAAAUCACCACCUCCUCCUCAUCAUGUCUACAAGUACAAAUCUCCACCACCCCCCACCAUCAAAAGCCACCUUGUCCUCCCCCAUCUGUCUAUAAAUAUAAAUCACCACCACCCCCUCCCUACCAUUACAAAUCACCACCCCCACCCCCUCCUGUAUACAAGUAUAAAUCACCACCGCCACCUCCCUACCACUACAAGUCACCACCACCUCCCCAUCCAGUCUACAAGUACAAGUCUCCUCCUCCUCCUCCUCACUAUUAAGCGGCACAACAGCGCCAGCAAAGAGGGGAAAAUGAAGACUUCUCCAGAUGGUUGCCAUAUGUAUAUGAACCAGCAUCAAGUGCUGGUUUUGCUAGGGUUAUGAAGAGUAGAAUAAAGCAAUCGAGGUUCCUUCAACAGAAGAAGUGGCCCAAUGUUUCUAGGGGUGAUGUUUCUAUGGAGUGAAUAAAGUUGCUUUCUAUCGUGUAAUGUGGAAGCAUCUGCUUGUUAGCUGGAAAAAGUGGAAAGAGGAGAUAAGCAUAUGUACUCGCUCUUUUCUUCUUUGGAACUGUAUUUUUAUUUGUAUCUUGUCAGAUUGAUCUAUGUAUUUUCUUCAACCCGUCCACUUUGUCAAGUUGCACCCCAAGAGUUAUUACAAUGAUAACUGUACUGGCAAGAAGCAUGUCCAGUUGUUAA